Molecule: messenger RNA, 1277 nt
Organism: Ixodes scapularis (black-legged tick)
Lineage: Eukaryota; Metazoa; Arthropoda; Arachnida; Ixodida; Ixodidae
Product: small integral membrane protein 15
Exons: 2
Coding region: 90-326 (78 amino acids)
Source: RefSeq, a predicted model, not a curated record
UCUCCACCCAAGGUAGAGUAAAGCCGUUUAAUUAUCUCGGUAUAAUUCUGGUCCAGUUGAUUUCGGGCAUAUACGCGUCUCACGCUGCAAUGAGGAUGCAGUUGGUGGACGUGAAGGCGUGGCUGGACACGGUGGUGCGGUGGGCGGCCGAGAGCCCCGGGGAGUUCAUCUACUACGUGCUGCUGGGUCUGUCACCCUUCUUCCUCAUAAGUGCCUUCCUCUCCUGGAAGCUGGCCAAGCACCUCGAGGCAGAGGACAAGCGCAAGAAGCAACGCUCCAAGAAGAAGGCCAACGUUGCCGAGACCAGGAGAACCAAGUCGGACUAGGUUCGGUCCCCUUGGAUGACCGGGACCAGGUGUCAGGGCCUCUUGGAGAAGAACUUGGAUCAGGAUGUCCAAUUCUGACUAGACUAGUAGACUUGGCCCUCUUGGAAGACCGGGACAAAGUACCAGGACCAAGUGCCAGGGUCUGACCAGUCUUGAUCCUCUUGGUUGACCAAUACCAAGUACCAGGACUUCUUGGCCAGGAUGACAGAGUCUGACUAGGCUCGACCCCCAGGACAAGGACUUGGACUAGGAGGACCAAGUUUGACUAGACUCGGCCCUCUUGGAUGUCUGGGACAAAGUGCAAGGACCAAGUGCCAGAACCUCUUGUACCAGGAGGCUUGAGUCUGACUAGAGUUGAUCCUCUUGGAAGACCAGGACGAAGCACUGGGACUAUGUACGAGGACCUUUUGUACCAGGAGGCCCAGUGCUCUUGGUUGACCAGUGAUCCUCUUGGUUGACCAGGACCAAGUACCAGAACUUCUUGGCCAGGAGGAUCAAGUCUGACUUGGCUUGAUCCUUUUAAAAGAUAAGGACUUGGACUAAAAGGAUCAAGUCUGACUAGACUCUGUCCUCCUGGUCAACCUUCAGGCUGCCACUGCACUGGUCCAAGCUGCACUGUGAAUUGGCUUGGUGGUGACACCUCUUGACCGCCACCACUGGGCUGGCUUGCCUUACAUGGAAGGCGCCUCCCUUUUCAUACCACUUCAGAGACUGCGUUGUCGAGGCUUGGACACCCACAAAUUGCCAUAUUUACUCAAAUAAUUUUAGCGCCGUUUACGAACAAUGCCAAUGCACCCACUUCUGCGUGUAGUAUCAGUUUCUUGAAGUCUACCAAAGAAGCUUAACUAAUGAUGAGGCAGAGAUGUAGGUUCCCUCAGAGAAAUGAUAUCUGCAUUUCAACACUGAGCACAGAGUUUCAAUUGUCUAGAAUUUAGUGGAGAUAUCAUUUUC